ACGGGCUCUGUUUCGCGUGCGCACAGCUGAGCCAAUCAGGACGCAGCGAGGGACGGUUUGAGUUCAAAAUCGAAGCUGUGGAGAGUUGUGUCAAAAAAGCGCCGACGACCGGAGGGGUGUUUGCUUUCAAGAGGACUUUGAGCUAACAGUUACAUAUUUUCACUCGCAUUUUGUAAUUUUGUUAUUAGUGGAAAUGUCGAAGAAACAGAUUUACUACUCUGAUAAAUACGCCGACGAAGAAUAUGAGUACAGACACGUCAUGCUGCCGAAACAGCUGUCAAAAUUGGUGCCAUCUUCCCAUUUGAUGUCAGAGGAGGAAUGGAGAAGCCUAGGCGUUCAGCAGAGCCAGGGUUGGGUCCAUUAUAUGAUUCAUAAGCCAGAACCGCACAUACUGCUUUUCCGAAGACCACUUCCUAAAGAAUGAGAUGAAAA
This is a messenger RNA of Electrophorus electricus (electric eel), 432 nucleotides long. RefSeq names its product CDC28 protein kinase regulatory subunit 2 (gene cks2). Gene Ontology annotation, molecular function: cyclin-dependent protein serine/threonine kinase regulator activity. NCBI's taxonomy places the organism in Eukaryota, Metazoa, Chordata, Actinopteri, Gymnotiformes, Gymnotidae. The record is from RefSeq and is a predicted model, not a curated record.